Messenger RNA from Sungouiella intermedia, 456 nucleotides. The record is from the annotation of a GenBank genome assembly. NCBI's taxonomy places the organism in Eukaryota, Fungi, Ascomycota, Pichiomycetes, Serinales, Metschnikowiaceae.
AUGUCUCAUCCUUACGCCCGCCGUCUUCUUAAGGAAUAUAAAGCCUUUCUGAAGGCUAGCCUUCCGGGCAUCUCCAUGCUCCCUGAAAGUGACAUGUGUAACUACCGUUUCGAGAUCACCACAGAAAAUCCACUUUAUGCUGGCCAAACACAUCUUCUCCACGUCAAUAUUGGUGACCAGUAUCCGGUGGAUAGCCCGCUGGUGUAUUUCACAAAAACUGACCACUAUGUCAUCCCCAUGCAUCCACAUAUAUAUUCCAAUGGCCACAUAUGUCUCAAUCUUCUUGGAAGAGACUGGACCCCCGCAUGUGGAGUGGAGGCAAUCGUCUUGAGUAUUCAGAGUGUGUUGAGCCAUAAUGACGAGGCUCUGCGGCCUGUUGAUAAUGAGCGGUAUGUUGCCCAUGCCCCUAUUGAUCCUAAAAAGUCUACGUUCGUGUUCCAUGAUGAUAAUGUGUGA